This is a messenger RNA of Papilio machaon (common yellow swallowtail), 1848 nucleotides long. RefSeq names its product PDZ and LIM domain protein 7 (gene Zasp66). NCBI's taxonomy places the organism in Eukaryota, Metazoa, Arthropoda, Insecta, Lepidoptera, Papilionidae. The transcript is spliced from 13 exons. The record is from RefSeq and is a predicted model, not a curated record. Gene Ontology annotation, biological process: actin cytoskeleton organization; muscle structure development. Gene Ontology annotation, cellular component: stress fiber; adherens junction; filamentous actin. Gene Ontology annotation, molecular function: actin binding; muscle alpha-actinin binding. Bases 215 to 1408 code for a protein of 397 amino acids.
UCGGCGCGGCCCAGAAACAGAGCGGGUGUAAAGGCGCGCGUGUAAAUCACGAAAGCGAGCGCUGUCGAAGCGACGUCUCGCUCGAAUACUCCGACGCGAAAAAUAGAUACUGCCGAUAUUCGCCGGGAAUUAUUCCUUACGGAUAAUACCAGCGGCGACUUCGACGGCGACACAACGCACGCCCUCUGUACUGAAGAUCCUAAACGACCCAAACAUGCCUAUGUACCAGAGGCCAGCAUUCUGGAGAGUUCCGCAUCAGAGGCCGGACCCUGACGAUGAAAAAAGAAGUUUCGAAAGACGACGAGUGACGCCAGGCACGCCGGCCGGAAAGGAACUAGCACGCGGCGACAUCAUUGCCAAAAUUGACGACUACGAUGCACGCGACCUGCGCCAUGAAGACGCGCAGAACCUAUUCAAGAACGCCAAUAACCAGAUCAAAUUAGUGGUGCAGAGAGGCAGACCGAGUGCACACUUAUGUCCAAUGACACGUUAUAGCAGUUUCUCUGGGCGUUCGCCCACUCCAUCGUUAUAUUACGAUCGAUUCGAGGAUGUGGACCGCGAGGCGCCGCGCGAUGCGACACUAGCGCCACGCUCGCCGAUAGUCAACAGCGCUGCACCUCCCUUCAGGACACCUAGUCCGUUGCCGUCAGCAUGGCGCGGACCGGAGUCUUUACCGCGGAGCACUCCUGUGCCGCCCUACACACAGUUCCCUGUGCAACAAGAGGGCGAGUUCCGCUCCGUCAUGCUGACGCCGCCUUCCAGUCGCGGAGAGGACGUCAUCGACGAGUCCAUUCAAAGUCAGCCGUACCGCACGACGCCACUGGUGCUGCCGGGCGCGAAAGUGCGACGCGAGCCUGGCCCCACUGAGAGCUAUCUGCGGCACCACCCCAACCCCGCCAUGCGCGCGCCACCGCACCACGACUACCGCGACACACUCAUGAAGCAAAAGGUGGCGGAGUCGGUGCUGCAGCGAGUGGUGGGAGAAGAGGGCAAUAAGUUUGUGCACAAGCAAUUUAAUUCGCCCAUCAACCUAUAUUCGGAACAAAACAUCGCCAACUCGAUCCGACAACAAACAACGCCCUUGCCCUCUAACGGCCAUUACGGGCGGCCGAACGUUGUCAAGAGUCACAAGCCCACGGUGCAAUACGACCCCGCCGCCUCCGACACGUACCGCGCGCUGCACGAGGCCGAGCCCGCGCAAGAGCACUCCGCGCCGCCCACCAACAAGCUCUUCACAGCGCCUCACAACAAGAGGCCGACGCCUGCUCCGAAAGCAACCAAACAAGCUGAGGCGAUCUCGAAAACAAAACAAACGACCUUCGUGAACUCUUUACACGAGGAGGAUAUCCAGCAGUCGAACUCAUUCAAGAGGCUCAUGUACAAUGUGCUCGGCGACACGGAGCUCUAAGUAACACACCUAAAAAUCAGUUAAAAAUUGCCAUAUCAAAAAAUACCAAAAAAUGGUUUUUUUUCGGUGAUCUUUUCUAUUCUUCGUAUUUAACUGAUUUAAAAUGUACAAGAAAAGGUUAGAUGGCGCUACGUAUUUAGAUAUUUUAUCAACUUGUAACGAAACAAAGACUAACAAUUAAUGUAGACGGCGCUGAUGUCGCCCUAAUGGUGUGUAAUUUCGGUGGAUUUUAUUAAUUCUAAUACUCGAGUAUUAGUUAUAUACAAUUUUUAUUUAAGUAGACAUGUAACUUGUAAGUGUUGAUAUUCUGUUUGUACAGAAAUAUAAUUUAUGUAUAACAUAAGAGUUGAGUGUAAAGUCUAGUCACGACCCGAGCUCUGGUCGCAGCGCGCGUCUUUGAUGUAUUCGAACUAUAUUAAAUAAAUUAUUUAUUUUAUCUA